AUGGCCACCUACGGAAAAGUAAGUCCGUUUGAUGAAGCAGAAGAAACGUGGACCCAAUACACCGAACGACUGGAACAAUAUUUCCUAGCAAAUGAAGUGACAGACGCCAAAAAGCAGCGGGCAAUAUUUCUCAGCGUGUGUGGCUCGAAAACAUACGCAUUAAUUCGAGAUUUACUACAGCCAAAGAAACCGGGUGAUACGGAGAUAAAAGAAAUUUUCAAAGAGCUGGAAAAGCAUUUUAUUCCAACACCAAGCGUCAUUGUAGAGAGAUUUAAAUUCCAUAGCAGAAUUCGCCGUGUUGACGAAGGAAUUGCUAAGUAUGUGGCUGAAUUACGUCGAAUGACCGAGCGCAUUGCAAAUUUGGCACUUCCUUGGAUGAUAUGAUACGGGAUCGAUUAGUAUGUGGUAUCAACAACGAAAAGAUUCAAAGACGACUCUUGCAGACACCUGCGUACUCAGUUGGAUCUGAUACAGCCAAACCUUGGAGAUCGGGUGAGGGAAAAACAAUCACAGCAAAAGGCAGUACAUGACUAUCAUGCUAGAGAACGGAUUAUCAAAACCGGGAACCUAGUAUAUGCGAAAGAUUUCAGGAAACCGAAAAGUUGGAUGCCCGGGACGGUAGUGAAGAAGACAGGACCAGUGUCGGCAGAAAUACAGCUUGAUGAUGGUCUAAUUAUCCGGCGUCACCAAGAUCAUCUCCGCAUUCGCACUGAUGUUCCUCAAACAACUAUAGCGAGUGGAUUGGAAGACAUUCAACUACCAACCAGGGAGGUGAAUCCUGCAGAACCAUGGGAAGAACCCGAACUGGAAGCGAGAGCAGAACAAAGAAGACAACCCCAUAGAGACCGUCGUCUUCCUCAACAUUUGCAGGACUAUGAACUAGCAAACAGCUAA
Paramuricea clavata is the source of this 894-nucleotide messenger RNA. NCBI's taxonomy places the organism in Eukaryota, Metazoa, Cnidaria, Anthozoa, Malacalcyonacea, Plexauridae. The record is from the annotation of a GenBank genome assembly.